AUAUGCUUUGCUGGCGCUGUAUCUUAAGGAGGGGAAGUCGUUCAGGCCCCUCAAAACAGACUGAUUUUUCAGAUCACGUUCUGACAGACGGAAUGUGGAAACUGUCGUAGUCAGAGCCAUGGCUGAUAAAAGAAAACUACAAGGUGAAAUUGACAGAUGUUUGAAAAAAGUAGCAGAAGGUGUUGAACAGUUUGAGGACAUCUGGCAAAAACUCCACAAUGCAGCUAAUGCAAACCAGAAGGAAAAAUAUGAGGCUGACCUCAAGAAAGAGAUUAAAAAACUACAGCGAUUGAGAGAUCAAAUAAAAACAUGGGUGGCCUCGAACGAGAUCAAAGACAAACGGCAGCUAGUAGAGAACCGAAAACUAAUAGAGACGCAAAUGGAAAGGUUCAAAGUGGUGGAACGUGAAACAAAAACAAAAGCCUACUCUAAAGAAGGCUUAGGGCUUGCUCAGAAGGUGGAUCCAGCUCAGAGGGAAAAGGAAGAAACGGGACAGUGGCUAACAAAUACAAUAGAUACACUAAAUAUGCAGGUGGAUCAGUUCGAGAGUGAGGUGGAAUCUCUUUCAGUCCAGACACGAAAGAAGAAGGGCGAUAAAGAGAAGCAAGAUCGUAUUGAUGAACUCAAGCGGUUGAUUGAGAGACAUAGAUACCACAUUCGCAUGUUGGAGACUAUUUUACGGAUGCUGGACAAUGACUCUAUACCGGUGGAUGCUAUCCAGAAGAUCAAGGAUGAUGUUGAGUACUACAUAGAUUCCUGUCAAGACCCGGACUUUGAGGAGAAUGAGUUCCUGUAUGACGACUUAGACCUGGACGACAUCCCUCCGGCAUUAGUUGCCACAUCCCCAUCAGGCAAUGUGGAAGAUGACUUGUAUCUCCACUCCAGCAGCACUCCCACCUCCACAACAUCAUCUUCGCCCAUCCCUCCAUCUCCGGCCACUUGCACUGCUGAGAACUCGGAGGACGAUAAGAAAAGGGGACGGUCGACAGACAGUCAAGUUAGUCAGUCGCCUGUGAAGAACGGUGCCCCAUCCUUGCAAUCUUCCUUCUCUUCUUCUGCCACUUCUGGGUCCUCUUCUUCCUCCUCCCUCUCCAUGGCGAGUGUUGUCGGAGGCAUUCCCGCAGUUUCCACCAGCAGCAGUCUUAUAGGAAGCUUCAGCAGCGCGGUGCAGCAACAUCAGCAUCAAUCUGCACAACAGCAGCAACAAUCUCAACCAUCGAAUCAGCAGCCACCUCAGACAAAACCUUCAGUCCCAUCAAACAACACCCCCAGCCCACCUAGUAACCCACUACCCCCAUUAUCCAUGUGCCCCUCACUUUCCACGCCCAGCACGCCCAGUUCAUCAGCUCCCAACUCUCAGUCCUCCUCUGGGUCUAGCCUGGCAUCCAAUCUGGGGCUGGGGAUGGGAUUGGAUUUAAGAAAAAGUGGCAUUAGCGGGACCAGCAGUGCCAACCAGAUGCCAAGUUUAGGCUUGACUGGCCACUCCACUCCUUUAAACACAAUAGCAGGCCUAAUACCUGGUUCCACAUCGGCCCUUUACGCGCACGCGGCAGCACCUGGGGGCCUGGGUCUGAGCAGCACCACUCAGUCCAGCGUUUUGCCUGAGAGCAGCACUUCCAUCUCCAAUUCAAGCUCCAGCAGCAUCACCACCAACGGAGCGGGGUCAGGGCUUAGUUUACUGGGCUCUAGCCCGGUCCACAACUCUCUGAGUAGCAGUAUUUUGGGUCUGGUCCCUGGGCAGAGUGUGGUCCCUGCCACAUCACAGGUGCCCCCGAGUUCUGCCAGCUCUACCCCUGGAGCAGUUGGCAUGAUGGUAGGAAACGGAGGGAGCGCCGGUGUAGUUGGAGUGAAUGCCGCUCCUGCCAGACCACCAAGUGGACUGAAGCAAAACGGAAGCCCAAGUUACAGUGCUGUAGUGGCAGAGAGUUCCACAGAAUCAGCUCUAAGCACACCAAGCCAGUCACAAAGCAGCCAAACCUCAUCUCUCAGUUCCUCAACAAGCCAGCCGAUGGACAAUGGCCCCAGCUUAAUUAGCUCCAUCACACUGCCCCCGAGCUCUCCCUCUCCCUCCUUCUCAGACAGCACACCGGGCGGAGGGAGUCUCCUCAACGGACCCCACUCGUAUCCGCAGGCCUCUGAGGGCCUCAAGAUAUUUGGUCAUCUCUCAGCAGGAAGAUCGCAGGCUCCAGAGCCCCUCAGCUCUCUGAAGGCGAUGGCUGAGAGAGCAGCGCUGGGAUCAGGAUUAGACGGAGAGAUUUCCAGCCUGCAUGUAACCGACAGAGGUCUGAACGAUAUCUUCUCUGGUUCAUCGGCAGCGCCCGGCACACCCGCCGCUCCUCAGCCGUCCGUGUCGGAGGUCAGCAUCCCCCCCUCACUCGGGGUCUGUCCGUUGGGCCCAACCCCUCUCCCCAAAGACCAGCUUUACCAGCAGGCGAUGCAGGAGUCUGCGUGGACACACAUGCCACACCCUUCUGACUCUGAGAGGAUCAGGCAAUACCUGAUGAGGAAUCCAUGCCCUACUUUGCCAUACCACCAUCAAGUACCACCGCACCACUCUGACUCCAUAGAGUUCUACCAGAGACUGUCCACAGAAACGCUCUUCUUCAUCUUCUACUACCUGGAGGGCACUAAGGCUCAGUAUCUGUCUGCCAAGGCACUAAAAAAACAGUCGUGGAGGUUUCACACCAAGUACAUGAUGUGGUUCCAGAGGCACGAAGAACCCAAGACGAUCACCGAUGAGUUCGAACAGGGCACUUACAUUUACUUUGACUAUGAGAAAUGGGGCCAGAGGAAGAAAGAGGGGUUCACCUUCGAGUACAGGUACCUCGAGGACAGAGACUUGCAGUGACACACACAGAGGGACGCAAAAGGACAGAGAAAAACAAAACGUGCUGCUGUUGACAUUCCGAGACUGAACUCCAAACUGUGGAUAGAGAUUGUGAUGUGUAGUAGAAACCCUCUCCUGAAACGGAGACCGGUGUCUGUAUAGGCUGCAUCUCAAUGUGAAGCCCUAGCUCCUCGUGUAGUGCUUUACUUUUACUUUUUUUUUUUUUUUUCUCUUCACACAAAAACACCCUGUGGGUCCGAUCAAACAUUGUUGCGCUGCACGAGCUGGGAAGGCUCCCGUUGGAGAUCUGCGUCUGUGCCUGUCUGUGUGCACACUCAUGUGGCAUUAGGAAAAGCCUAUCCAGCCCCCCCCCCAUGCAUGUUUAUCAUAUAUUUUUUCUUCUUUUUCCGUUUCAACAAUGAUUCUCUGUACCACCUGCCCAACAUGAGCCUGGAAGCCUUUGACUCGACACAAAAACGAAACCUUGGAUUUGAUUGUUAUGGUGCCCAUCUUGUAUUUACUGUAAUUUGGUGGUUUAGAACGGGGACGUUCAAUGGACAUUUAGUGAUGGUGUGUAGGAACGGCUUCUUUUAAGACCCUACAAUGCCUGUUGAAUAUGGUCACUAUUGAAGAUAGUGAGCGCUUAUCAAUAGUUUUAUUGAUAUUGUCUUGGUCGAUUUAAAACGUGAUUGAGAGUGACCACAGGGCCUCUCCCUGUGUCAGGGAAAGAGUCCUUAUUGGACAUGGAUUAAAUUGCUAUGCAAUUGAACUGGUCUCUGACUCUCUUUGCAAACAAAAUGUUUUUAAGUUAACCUCUCGGAGAUAUUAUGGCGCCUUCAUGUUUGUGAUGACGUAAUAAACAUGUAAAAUAAAUCUUAA
This is a messenger RNA of Girardinichthys multiradiatus, 3706 nucleotides long. It is a transcript of the gene cnot3a, whose product is annotated as CCR4-NOT transcription complex, subunit 3a. Lineage: Eukaryota; Metazoa; Chordata; Actinopteri; Cyprinodontiformes; Goodeidae. The transcript is spliced from 19 exons. Gene Ontology annotation, biological process: regulation of DNA-templated transcription; regulation of stem cell population maintenance; nuclear-transcribed mRNA poly(A) tail shortening. Gene Ontology annotation, cellular component: nucleus; P-body; CCR4-NOT core complex. The record is from RefSeq and is a predicted model, not a curated record. The coding region runs from base 119 to 2848 and encodes 909 amino acids.